AUGGAGCAUUGGCAAGGCUUGCUUUGCGCUCUUUGCGCGGCGCUUGCCUUUGGUGUGCAAUACGCACCUGUAAAGAAGUACGAGAUAUACGAUGGCGUCACGUUUCAGUGGUUCAUGUGCGCUGGAAUUCUGAUGGUUGGCUUCGUGGCAUCCAUUAUCUUCAAUGACUUUGGAAUGAAGGACAACGAAUGUCUGUUGAUCAUUGCUGGUGGGGCGCUCUGGGCUCUUUCGAACUAUCUGGUGCUGCCAUUGGUUAAGCUGCUGGGAAUCGGUCUUGGCUUCUCCAUGUACCACUUUGUCAAUCUGAUGGUGGGUUACCUCGUCGGCAGAUUCGGCUUGUUUGGCAUGGAUGCAGGUUGUGCUCUCAUCUUGGUGUCGUUCGUCAUCAUGGUUUUCGUGGAAGGCGAGCAUGGCAAUGAGGAACGCCAACCUAGUACGCCAAUCGAUCUGCCCCAGCCCAUGUUUCAGAUCGAUACCAACUAUCGGGAAAUGUACCAUCGCUGGCGGCAAGGCGAGACCAGAGGCGCGAAAGAUGCGCCGAUGUUGAACGCCCUCCGCACGACCAUGUUUGGAUAUUCUGCCAUGGAGACUGGCAGCAACCUGAAGGCUGUGGGAGGCUUUGCCCUUGGCCCGGUGCCUCCAAAGCCCCGUGCGGGCUCGGCGACGGCGUCCGCCUUCCUGGAUGACAGGCACCACGUCUACAUGCCACGGAAUGCCAGCGAGCCCAACAUGGCGACCUCGAGUGGCAGCGGCGACAUCGUGUCCCUAGAGAGCGUGCCAUCAGGCGCCUCCACGCCGAUUGGCGGCCGGCCUCGGAUGGCCAAACUCCUCGGCGUGGCCCUUGCCCUGUUUGCCGGCGCUCUUGCAGGUGUACAGAGCGUGCCAGCAGCCAUCUACAAUCAACGGCACCCAAAUGCACGCCCCACGGUGGUCGUGUUUCCGCAGUGCCUGGGGAUCUAUAUCUGUUCCAGCUUUAUUUACCUGGCUUAUGCGGCUGUUGCCCGCGCAUCGGGCUGGUCGAUCCCUCACUCGGCGAUCCGGCCUCCCUACUUCAGCGGCUGCAUUUGGGCCGUCGGAUUUUCCUUCAUGAUUGUUGGGAUUUCAGCCCUUGGUUUCUCUAUAGGAUACACGCUGGAUGCUGUGGGGCCGAUCGUGGUGGCGAGCAUGCUGUCGAUUUUCGUGUUCAAGGAGAUCUCCGGGCCGAGGCAGCUGCUUCUGUACUGGUUGUCAUUCGGGCUGCAAUUCAUCGGCGUGGUGCUGAUGACUGUCUACGGCAAGCAUGACAGCUGA
Symbiodinium pilosum is the source of this 1290-nucleotide messenger RNA. NCBI's taxonomy places the organism in Eukaryota, Dinophyceae, Suessiales, Symbiodiniaceae. The record is from the annotation of a GenBank genome assembly.